Molecule: messenger RNA, 581 nt
Organism: Pyrus x bretschneideri (Chinese white pear)
Lineage: Eukaryota; Viridiplantae; Streptophyta; Magnoliopsida; Rosales; Rosaceae
Product: ubiquitin-like protein 5
Exons: 2
Coding region: 97-318 (73 amino acids)
Biological process (GO): mRNA splicing, via spliceosome; protein modification process
Cellular component (GO): nucleus; cytoplasm
Molecular function (GO): protein tag activity; protein binding
Source: RefSeq, a predicted model, not a curated record
CCCUCCGUUAUUCGCUGUAAGUCUCCCAAAUUUCUCGCUGCACGAUCGAUCAGGGUUUUUGAUUUGGGCAAUCAAUUGAAAUUCGAAGAGUAGAAGAUGAUCGAGGUGGUACUAAACGACCGUCUGGGAAAGAAGGUGAAGGUGAAGUGCAACGAGGAUGACACCAUCGGCGACCUGAAGAAGCUGGUGGCGGCUCAGACGGGCACCCGCUCCGACAAGAUUCGGAUCCAGAAGUGGUACAACGUCUACAAGGAUCACAUCACUCUCAAGGACUACGAGAUUCAUGACGGCAUGGGCCUCGAGCUCUACUACAACUGAAGGUGUUCUGGUCUUAUUACAACGCACUGGCGGUGGGAUUGGCGUUUAGUCUCUAUAAGAAGUGGCUGUAUGUAUUUCAAAGUGUAGAAUGGUGUAGAGUCUUGUGUUUCCUAAAGCUAUUUGGCUACAUACAUACAAGUAUUAACUGCAUAUACAUUUGUGUAACUGUGUUGCCAUACAUUCAGUCUCAGUAAUCAGUAAUGAUGGUUUGCGAUUGUGAUACUGUGAACCAGUAUAUAUAUAUAUAAAUAUUUAUGGGUGAA